This is a messenger RNA of Manihot esculenta (cassava), 2805 nucleotides long. RefSeq names its product U-box domain-containing protein 17. Bases 529 to 2682 code for a protein of 717 amino acids. Gene Ontology annotation, cellular component: cytoplasm; nucleus. Lineage: Eukaryota; Viridiplantae; Streptophyta; Magnoliopsida; Malpighiales; Euphorbiaceae. The record is from RefSeq and is a predicted model, not a curated record. Gene Ontology annotation, biological process: protein ubiquitination. The transcript has a single exon. Gene Ontology annotation, molecular function: ubiquitin-protein transferase activity; protein binding.
AGAAACGAAUGGACAGGAACCUGGAUGAUAAUCAGAGAAAGCCAUACAUGUCGUUUUCUCGAAAACUGCAUUGAAUUUUCCUCCAGAGAUAGAGAGAGAGAGAGAGAAAAAAAAAUUAAAUAAAAAAUAAAGGAAAAGAAAAACUGAAGUCAUAGGAAAUUCAGUCCCUUUGCCCUUUUACUUCUCUUCUUCGGUUCUUCCUUCUCUCUCUCCGUCUAUCCAAAACGCGGAUUCGCCAUUUCUCUCUUAAAAAUCCCAUCUUUUCUCUUGUAUAGACCAUAUAGAUUCAACCCCAACAACAAUAAUCAGGAAGAGAAGAAGAAGAGUAAGCCAUUUUUUUUGUUCUUUCUCUUUUUCCCCUUCUUUUCAUUUUUCAUUUCAAACAUUAGCGGACACUUCCUUGUACGAGGAGAUUUUGCAGCUCAGGAGAUCUCAUAUAGAAUUCAAAACAGAUAAACAGGCUUUUGUUGCUUCAAAAUCUCUACAUUAGAUCUAAAUUUUGGAGUCAUUUGAUUCAAGCGCUUUCUAAUGGCAUCAGCUGCAAUUUUCUCGUCUCUACGGCGGCGGAGAUCUCCUUCGUUGGAGGCGUUCUUGGCUCCGGUUGAUUUAUCCGAUGUCACCCUUGUAGAAACCCUGGCAUCGGUGUCAACGGAGCUGGUGUCUUGUUUCUCGGGCACAUCGUUUUUCUUUCAGCGAAAGAAUUCGCGGUCUUUGAUUCGGAAGAUUGAGCUUUUCGGUGUUUUGUUGGAGUAUUUGAGGGAUUCUGGAUCAGGUACCUGUUUGUCUCCCACAGCGGUUGUUUGUUUUAAGGAGCUGUAUUUGCUUUUGUACCGUUCCAAGAUAUUGCUAAAUUAUUGUGCGGAAUCGAGCAAGCUAUGGCUGCUGCUACAGAACCAGUCCAUUUCGGGGCAUUUUCAUGAUGUGAAUCAGGAAAUAUCCACCCUUUUGGACGUCUUUCCAUUGGACGAUCAUGAAUUGAGCGAUGAUGUCAGGGAGCAGAUUGAGCUUAUGCAAAAGCAGACGAGGAAGGCGAGGUUAUAUAUUGACAAGAAUGAUGAAGCUUUGCGGGUUAGGCUCUUUUCAUUUCUUGAUGAGUUUGAGAAUGGGAGGAUUCCUGGCCUGGUGGAGCUGAGGUCGUUCUUUGUAGAUAGUCUGGGGAUAAGGGAUGCCAAGAGUUGCAGAACCGAGAUUGAGUUCUUGGAGGAACAGAUUGUUAAUCAUGAAGGAGAUGUUGAACCGUCGGCUUCGGUGCUUAAUGGAUUUGUUGCAAUAACACGGUAUUGCAGGUUUUUGCUUUUUGGGUUUGAAACAAAUGAGGUGGAAUUGCAAUUUGGGAGCAUGAAGAAGCCAAGAAAAAGGUUGAUUACUCAAGAAAUUGCAAACACUUUUAUCACCAUACCGAAGGAUUUUUGUUGCCCAAUAUCAUUGGAUUUGAUGCGAGAUCCAGUGAUCGUUUCUACAGGACAGACAUAUGAUCGAAGUUCAAUAUCUAGAUGGGUGGAGGAUGGGCAUUCUACGUGCCCCAAGACAGGGCAAAUGCUCACCAACACCCGUCUUGUCCCCAAUCGGGCUUUGAGGAAUUUGAUUGUACAAUGGUGCACUGCUCAUGGAAUCGCCUGCGAGCCCCCGGAGAACACAGAUUCAUCUGCAGAGGCUUUUGCUGCAACUUUGCCUAGCAAAGCUGCGAUAGAAGCUAACAGAGCCACAGCGACCCUUCUCAUUCAACAACUGGCAAAUGGGUCUCAAGGUGCAAAGACUAUUGCUGCUCGUGAGAUCCGUUUGUUAGCAAAAACAGGAAAAGAAAACCGUGCUUUCAUUGCUGAAGCUGGGGCGAUUCCCCAUCUCUGCCAGCUGCUAUCAUCUUCAAACCCAGUGGCGCAAGAGAAUUCUGUAACAGCAAUGCUUAAUCUUUCAAUUUAUGAUAAGAACAAAAGCCGCAUUAUGGAUGAAGAAGGGUGCUUAGGAUCUAUUGUCGAAGUAUUAAUGUUUGGACUCACUACAGAGGCAAGGGAAAAUGCAGCAGCAACGUUGUUCAGCCUAUCAGCAGUUCACGAUUACAAGAAGAGAAUAGCAGAUGAGGGAGGGGCUGUGGAAGCUCUGGCAGGACUGUUGAGAGUGGGGACACCGCGUGGGAAGAAGGAUGCAGUCACAGCAUUGUUUAAUCUGUCAACUCAUACAGAAAAUUGUGUGAAAAUGAUUGAGGCAGGGGCUGUUACAGCACUAGUAGGGGCUCUGGGAAAUGAAGGGGUUGCUGAGGAAGCAGCAGGAGCACUGGCUUUGAUUGUGAGGCAGCCAAUUGGAGCAGAAGCAGUGGGUAGGGAGGAAAUGGCUGUUGCAGGACUAAUAGGAAUGAUGCGGUGUGGGACUCCAAGAGGGAAAGAAAAUGCUGUUGCAGCCUUGCUUGAGUUGUGCAGGAGUGGCGGGGCAGCUGCCACCGAGAGAGUACUCCGUGCACCGGCAUUGGCUGGUUUGCUGCAGACUUUGCUGUUCACAGGUACAAAGCGAGCAAGAAGAAAAGCAGCAUCACUUGCUAGAGUGUUUCAAAGGUGUGAGAAUUAUGCCUUGCAUUUUGGCGGAUUAGGUGCUGGAUAUGCAUUUGCUGGCAACUCUGCUACAAAUCGAGAUUCAAGUUUCGUUGGUGAUGUUUCAGUGGCCAUGUCCAUCUCAGUACCCGUCUUGUAGUGGUAACAAACAGCCUUCUCGUUGUCUACCAUGAUUAUAUGUAUCCCUUCUUUUUUUUCCCUUGGUGAUAUUUACAAAUUCUUUCAUUGAAAUUAGAUGGUAAAAGAGAAAGUUUUACUGAAA